CACACGCUGAAAACUACAUGACAACGGUUUUAUAUUCGCGAAAGAUUCCUUAUUAUAAGUAGUUGUUUUUGUUAAAACGGCGUAUCAAGAUGAUGAUCGAAGAAGUAAAGAGUACUACAAAAACGCAAAGGAUUGCCGCACAUAGCCAUGUAAAGGGACUUGGUUUAAUCGAAGAUGGUACUGCUCAUCAAACAGCAUCAGGCUUAGUUGGACAGGAAACUGCACGUGAGGCUUGUGGUGUUGUUGUUGAGCUAAUCAAAUCUAAGAAAAUGGCUGGUCGUGCUAUUCUUUUGGCAGGCCCUCCUGGUACUGGAAAAACUGCUCUUGCUUUGGCUAUUGCACAAGAGUUAGGACCCAAAGUUCCAUUUUGUCCUAUGGUUGGCAGUGAAGUGUAUUCAGCAGAAAUAAAGAAGACAGAAGUUCUCAUGGAAAAUUUCCGUAGGGCUAUAGGUUUGCGUAUAAAGGAAACAAAGGAGGUUUAUGAGGGAGAGGUUACAGAGCUUACGCCAUGUGAAACAGAAAAUCCUCUUGGAGGAUAUGGUAAAACAGUAAGCCAUGUUGUUAUUGGAUUAAAAACAGCAAAAGGGACGAAACAACUGAAGUUGGACCCAUCUAUAUAUGAAACACUUCAAAAGGAAAAAGUUGAAGUUGGUGAUGUUAUAUAUAUUGAAGCCAAUAGUGGAGCAGUUAAGAGACAAGGACGAUCAGAUACAUUUGCUACAGAAUUUGACUUAGAGGCAGAGGAAUAUGUUCCCUUACCUAAAGGGGAUGUUCAUAAGAAGAAAGAGUUAGUUCAGGAUGUAACUUUACAUGAUCUAGAUGUAGCUAAUGCUAGACCUCAGGGAGGUUCAGAUAUAAUGUCAAUGAUGGGACAACUCAUGAAACCAAAGAAAACAGAAAUAACAGAUAAACUUCGUAAAGAAAUAAAUAAGGUUGUGAAUAAAUAUAUUGACCAAGGUGUUGCAGAACUUGUUCCUGGAGUUCUUUUUGUCGACGAGGUUCAUAUGUUGGACAUCGAGUGUUUUACAUAUCUUCAUCGAGCUCUUGAGUCAACACUUGCACCGAUUGUUAUAUUUGCUACAAAUCGUGGAUCUUGUACCGUUAGAGGUACAGAAAUAGUUUCACCUCACGGCAUUCCACUAGAUCUUCUUGAUCGCGUCAUGAUCAUACGUACAAUGCCUUAUGCUCACGAGGAAACUGUUGAAAUUCUUCGAAUACGAGCGCAAAUUGAAGGAAUUCAAAUUGAUGACGAAUCCAUUCAAAUCCUUGGCGAAACUGGGACGAAAACAACUCUCAGAUAUGCCGUUCAACUACUCACACCAGCGCACUUUUUGGCGAAAAUUAACGGAAGAGAAAGUAUCAACAAGAGCGACAUUGAUGAAAUCAACGAGCUUUUCUUCGAUGCCAAAUCAUCGGCAAAACUGUUGGCUGAACAAGGAGAUAAAUACAUGAAGUGAACAGUUUUUAAUGACAAUGGCCCUCUACAAUGCCUUCUUUCAUUCGCUGAGACAGUCAAGUUCUUUCACCAUGAAGUAUGGAAAACUUUCAAAACAUUAUAGUUCUGAGAUUGUCGUGUAUCAAACCAGGUGACUUAUGUCAUUACUGAUAUCUCGUGUCAACACGAGCCCAUACAGAAUAGCGUCAAGAACCAAUUACAUAUGUUUUCGUCUGGUAAAAUACAUUCAAUUUUGAACAUA
Molecule: messenger RNA, 1697 nt
Organism: Xenia sp. Carnegie-2017
Lineage: Eukaryota; Metazoa; Cnidaria; Anthozoa; Malacalcyonacea; Xeniidae
Product: ruvB-like 1
Exons: 15
Coding region: 90-1457 (455 amino acids)
Biological process (GO): regulation of transcription by RNA polymerase II; chromatin remodeling; box C/D snoRNP assembly
Cellular component (GO): R2TP complex; NuA4 histone acetyltransferase complex; Ino80 complex
Molecular function (GO): ATP hydrolysis activity; DNA helicase activity; ATP binding
Source: RefSeq, a predicted model, not a curated record